This is a messenger RNA of Colletes gigas, 2234 nucleotides long. It is a transcript of the gene Snx1, whose product is annotated as sorting nexin-2. Gene Ontology annotation, cellular component: endosome; endosome membrane. Gene Ontology annotation, molecular function: phosphatidylinositol binding. The transcript has 7 exons. Lineage: Eukaryota; Metazoa; Arthropoda; Insecta; Hymenoptera; Colletidae. Gene Ontology annotation, biological process: early endosome to Golgi transport. The coding region runs from base 248 to 1777 and encodes 509 amino acids. The record is from RefSeq and is a predicted model, not a curated record.
CAGUAGACGCCUUUUGCUAUUAUGAAUAGUAUAAUUGUGGCUUUGAUGUAUGUGUGUCGUAUCCUGUAAAUGUAGAAAUUCUACGUUACGCGUGGAAUGUGUAAGGAAAUUUAAUUGGGAAGUUUGUAACGCGCUGAUACAGAUACUGUGCAAAAUACGAUAACCGUAGAUAGCAAUUGACGUUGACAUUCAUCAUUUGGGGGGCCGAUCCCAGUACAUUUCUACGUGGAUUGACAGAAUCGCUAAGAUGGCUGAUAUUAAAGAAUCUCCGCCGCUCUUUGACACUAAUGAAACCAAAAUCGACGAUAUGGAUGAUGAUGACGAGGAUAUUUUCGCAUCAGCGGACCAAAGUCAAUUGGAAGAUUCAUCACCUUAUAAUGGGAUAUCAACAAUUCAAGCCGAGUUACCAAAAUUGACAUUAAGAGAUGCACCGGAAGAGAAUUCAUUUUCAUCUGUAUCGAGUCCUGCACCCGGACCUUUGAGUCCACCAUUGGGACCAAUGAGUAGCGAUAUAGGUGAUCUCCAUGAUGUUCCCAUAAACGAUAAUGCAGAUGUACUAUCGACAAAUAUUAUACAGACUCAAUCAGUAGAUGUGGUAUCGACAGAUUCAUCUGAUGUUUUUCUUGAAAUCACAGUAACUUCUCCGCAAAAAAUAGGGGAUGGCAUGGGUGCUUAUGUUGCUUAUAGAGUUGAAACAAAAACAAAUAUGCCAAUAUUUAGAAAGAGAAAUUUUAGUGUUAUUAGGCGUUUCAGUGAUUUCCUUGGUCUUCAUGAUAAAUUGACAGACAAGUACCUUAGAAAUGGCAGAAUAAUUCCUCCUGCACCUGAAAAGAGUGUUAUUGGAACAACGAAGAUUAAAAUGUCCGGUGAUAAGAGUCAGGAACAAAAUUCCAGUUCUACGGAAUUUCUUGAAAAACGUAGAGCAGCGCUUGAAAGAUACUUAAACAGAACUGCUGCUCAUCCAGUGCUUAGUAUUGAUCCUGACUUUAGGGAAUUUUUGGAAGCUGAUAUGGAAUUACCUAAAGCUACUAAUACAUCUGCACUUAGUGGCAAAGGAGUAAUGAGACUCUUUAACAAAGUUGGAGAAACUGUUAAUAAGAUAACAUACAAAAUGGAUGAGACAGACAAAUGGUUUGAAGAGAAGACGUCACAAAUUGAUUCUCUUGAUGUACAGUUACGUGCAUUACAUUCUGCUGUUGACACUUUAACUAAUCAGAGAAGAGAGUUAGCAACGUGUACUGGUGCAUCUGCAAGAUCCAUUGCUGUUCUUGGUCAUGGUGAACCAGGAGCAUCUCUGGGAAGAGCAUUAGCUCAACUGGCUGAGACUUUAGAAAAGGUAGAAGUGAUCAGAAGAGCACAAAGUAAUAGUGACCUUUAUCAAUUUGGAGAAAUGUUAAGAGAUUAUGUUGCACUUAUUGGAGCAAUAAAGGACGUAUUCCACGAACGAGUAAAAGUUUUCCAAAAUUGGCAACAUGCUCAAAUGAUGUUGACCAAAAAACGAGAGCAGAAAGCAAGACUGGAACAGUCUAGUAGAAUUGAUAAAACAAGUCAAGCUGCGAAUGAAGUUAUAGAAUGGGAAGCAAAAGUUGAUAGAGGACAAGAAGAAUUUGACAAUAUAUCAAAAAUGAUUAAAAAAGAAAUUGAACGGUUUGAAUUAGUAAGAGUGGAAGACUUUAAGAAGCAAUUAACAGAAUAUUUGGAAACUAUGUUACAAUACCAAAACCAACUUAUUAAAUAUUGGGAGAGCUUUUUGCCCGAAGCCCGAGCAGUCGCAUGAACAUUCCUAAAGUAAUAAUGAAACUUUUUUUUAAUAUAACAAUAAGAAAAAGCUGCGAAGAAAAAUCAUUUUCAUGCAUGUUUUUUAAGUAAAUUUCUGAUAUGAUAAAUAAUACGAGAUACGUUUAUUUAUCAACUUGCAGUACGAUAUAAUAAUAGAAUAAUAUUGUAUGUGAGUAAUCAGAAAUUUCAUGAACAUUAAUUUCGGAAUGCUGCCAAUGCUUUUACGAACAUGAAAGCAAUAAAUCAUAUGGCGUAUUUUAUUCAAAUUUUUGGCAUUCAUUUUAUGCCACUUAUCUCUCAGUGCAUCAUGCGUUUAUCGUCUUCUUACUAUUAGCCUAUGUUAGAAGUAUAUAACGCAUAACACGGUUUGUUAAAAAAAUGUUAUAUAUGAUAAUAAAAAUUGAUUAAGAUUGUAUAAAUAGAAAGCAUUAAAUAUCUAUUUGUUGAAACGAAGU